Molecule: messenger RNA, 1748 nt
Organism: Pararge aegeria (speckled wood butterfly)
Lineage: Eukaryota; Metazoa; Arthropoda; Insecta; Lepidoptera; Nymphalidae
Exons: 4
Coding region: 1-1254 (417 amino acids)
Biological process (GO): DNA recombination; DNA integration
Molecular function (GO): DNA binding
Source: RefSeq, a predicted model, not a curated record
AUGUUUGUUGCAGAUUUACAAUCGGAGGGAAUCUUUGCUGAGGCUUUAAAUGAGGGAAAGUUGCCACCAAAGUCUAGGGAGAGAUAUGUUACAGUUUACGAGAAUUUCACUAUCUGGAAAAACACAGCAAAUAUCAAAUCAUUCUCUGAGCACGUGUUUUUGGCAUACUUCGAAGAACUUGCGAAAAAAUAUAAGGCGUCUACUCUCUGGUGCAUAUAUUCAAUGUUGAAGGCCACUGUUAAGGCAAGAGAUGGCGUUGAUAUUAAAAACUACUCCAUUUUGGUGAAUUAUAUAAAGAAAUUAUCACUUGGAUUUACAAAAACUAAAGUCAAAACUCUGUCGGUUGAGCAAAUUCAAAAGUUUUUGCGUGAAGCUCCAGACCUUCAAUAUUUGGUGACAAAGGUUGUUCUAAUAUUCAUUAUUACUGGUCGAUGUAGAACUCUAGAUCUAACUGAAAUUACUACAAAGGACAUUGAAGAUCGCGAUUUACAAACUCCCGAAAUCUUUGUUAAGACUUUAAGUGAUGGAAAUUUGCCACCGACAUCUAAGGAAAGAUAUGUUAGAAUUUACGACAAUUUCACUAACUGGAAAAACUCCGAAGAUAUAAAAUCACUCUCUGAGCACGUGUUUUUGGCAUACUUCGAAGAACUCGCAAAAAAAUAUAAGCCUUCUACGCUCUGGUGUAUCUACUCCAUGUUGAAGGCCACCGUUAAGGCAAGACAUGACGUUGACUUAAAAAGCUAUAACAAUUUGUUUAAAUAUUUAAAGAGAUUAUCAAUCGGUUUUACACAAACUAAAGUCAAAAUCUUAUCGCCCGAGCACAUUGAACAAUUUUUGCAUGAAGCUCCGGACCUUCAUUAUUUGGUGACAAAGGUUGUUCUAAUAUUCACUAUUACUGGUGCAGUUAAAACUUUAGAACUGACUGAAAUUACUACAAAGGAUAUUAAAGAUCACGGUGAUAUGUAUAUUGUUAAAAUUACUAAUAGAAAUAACAAAACUGUACGAACAUUUACAAUACAUGGCCAGUUAUACAAAAUAGUAAAAAAAUAUGAAUUACUACGUACUCCGAAAGCAAAGAACGACAGAUUCUUUCAAAAGUAUCAAAAAGGUAAAUGUUCGUGUCAACCCAUUGGUAAAAACAAAUUUGGUUCUAUGGCAGUGGACAUUGCUACAUACCUUGGCUUACCGGAUCCUGGCUCUUACACUAGUCACAGCUUAAGAAGAAAGAAGACAUUUAAAUUUAGUGUACAAUGAUUAUUGGUGUUUUAUAUUCGUGACUUGUAAUUUCAACAAAGUAGGUAUAUACGUGUAACUGUAAGAUUAUUAUUAUUAACUAACUUAAAUUCUUAAAAUAUACACUUGGUAACUAUACUAUAACUAUAAAUGUAAAUACAUAGCAAGGUAAUCGAGUAGACAGUUUCAGUCUGUCAUAAGCCGGGAUUAAAAAUAUUAGAAAAUAAUCGCAACUCACUAGGUACAACGAUCGCAAGCGCAACGAAUAAACGACAAUGCGAUCAAUUAUUUAUCAAAUAUCAAUAUUUAACAAAUAUUGACAUUUGGCAUAGAGUAUGACACAUUGUUAAACACGUAAACGUGUUCCGUUUUAUGCAUAAUUCUUAUUUUUAUGAAGAGAUAAUUAUAUUUAUUGUAAAGAUAUGAAUAAAGACAGUUUCGUUAGGAAUAAAAUGUUCCUAAUAAGAGUAUUAGUGAUCUAUUUGCGUAGUAUAUUCGAGGAAUUUUUCUCUAUG